Molecule: messenger RNA, 3740 nt
Organism: Grus americana (Whooping crane)
Lineage: Eukaryota; Metazoa; Chordata; Aves; Gruiformes; Gruidae
Gene: STX17
Product: syntaxin 17
Exons: 9
Coding region: 16-1236 (406 amino acids)
Biological process (GO): exocytosis; intracellular protein transport; vesicle fusion
Cellular component (GO): endomembrane system; SNARE complex; autophagosome membrane
Molecular function (GO): SNAP receptor activity; SNARE binding
Source: RefSeq, a predicted model, not a curated record
CGGAGGGAAAUAAACAUGACGAAAAUCGCCCCGAGCACGGCGAAGGGGGGGUGUGUGUGUGUGGCGGGCGGGGGCUGGGCCGCUUCCCGCCGAGGGGGAGUCCUGCGCGCCGGCUCCCGCCCAGUGUCCCGGGGCCGCCGCUGGCCGCAGUCCUCGUCUCGGCCACAACCGCCACAUGCCAAAGGAGAAAGAUGUAGGUCAGACCCAAAGUGCAAUUUGGCUGUAGCCUGCCACAGGAGCAUGUUCCUCACUAACUACAGCCCUCAGCCAAGGGUUUCUACCUUGGUGAAGGUAUACUGGACAAGUGUUGACUUGAAAGCUGCUUUUAGGAUGUCUGAAGAUGAUGAAAAAGUUAAACUCCGUCGAAUUGAACCUGCCAUUCAGAAAUUCAUUAAAGUGGCAAUUCCAACAGAUUUGGAAAGGUUAAGAAAACACCAAAUAAAUAUUGAGAAGUAUCAAAGAUGCAGGCUCUGGGACAGAUUGCAUGAGGAGCACAUUAACGCAGGACGAACAGUUCAGCAACUGCGAGCCAAUAUGAGAGAGAUGGAGAAACUUUGUUUGCGAGUCCGGCAGGAAGACAUCCCAGUUCUGCAGAGAAUGAUAAAUCCAGUUAAAGAGGAAGCUUCGUUUGCCAUAAAACACUUCCUGCAGCUCCAUUCUGAAUCUGCAGAAGAACUUAAAAAGCAACUCAGAGGACAGGAGGAUGCCUCUUUAACCAGAUCUGCAACUGUAGGAGGAGAAACUUUAUAUAACACGGAAGUGAAGGAUGGCUCCCAGAGUUUAAUCCAGAUCUACUCCCGCCUUCCUGAAAUACCUCAGGAAGAAAACGCAGCUGAGUCCUGGGAAACUUUAGAAGAGGACUUGAUUCAGCUUAGCCAGUUGGUGACUGAUUUUUCUCUCUUAGUCAGCUCUCAGCAGGAGAAGAUUGACAGGAUUGAAGACCAUGUCAACAGUGCUGCUGUGAAUGUUGAAGAGGGAACCAAAAACUUGGGGAAGGCUGCAAAAUACAAGCUGGCAGCUCUGCCUGUGGCAGGUGCAGUCAUUGGUGGAGUGGUGGGGGGUCCUAUUGGUCUCCUCGCAGGCUUCAAAGUGGCAGGAAUUGCAGCUGCACUUGGUGGUGGGAUUUUGGGUUUCACAGGUGGAAAAUUGAUACAAAGAAGAAAACAAAAAAUGAUUGAACAGGUCUGUUCCAGCUGUCCAGAGCUUUCUCGCCAAAGUGCCAAAAAAUCCAGCUGAAGUAUAGAUUCAUUUUGACUAGGAACAAAAGCAUAGUCACCGUGCUAAUGACAGACUUGCAGCCUUAUGCUUUAAAUACAAGGCUGAGUUGAGUGAAUUUUGACAACAGUACUGUUACUUGGGAGGGGUGAAACAGUAAUGGCAGAAGGUGUCUUUUCAGAUGUGAUAAGUGACAUCAGUCCUUUGAAAAUUUUAAUUAUACAUGUCUUAGGUGAGCUACAUGCACAGCUGUAAUGAUGGGUCAGAGGUGCUUCACGCCAAAUUUGCACAGGGUCUUGCACACAAUACGAAGAGAUUUGGAAAAACCUAGUGCUUUCCCAUGAAUGCCACCCAGAAGCUGGAGCUCCAAAGAAAAGGAAAUAAGCUCUAUCUACCUUUCAUGGUCACAGUACUUUAAUUUCAUUUAUCUGGAUUCCCAAACUCCUCCUGCGUAUACCCCCAGGACAUGACUGACUGCGCCUGUUCAAUAACGCACAGGGAACCAUUAGUUGCCAUAGGAAAAGGUUAAAACGUUGGCUGAACAAGCUGGGGGAAAAAAAAAAUACGUACAUACAUCCCACAUCUGCCUCCGUCAGCCAAAUCAGAUCAGCAUCAUAUUCAGCUUUUCCCCCUUUUCAGGUACUAUUUUUUUUAAAUUUGUAAACCCCUCAUCCUGUUCAAAGCAUAGUUAAGAAUUAAAUAGUCUAAGCAGCAAUCCUGCAAGACUGCUGCUGGAGAAUAAUUUUCCAAGGCUGUUCAGCUCCUUGGCCAUACAGGAUGAUGUGAGCAGCUCUGGCAUUCUGAGCCCGAAGCCUCAGCUUACUUAAGCAGUGCUUACUGCUAGCUGUUGCCCUUGCUUCUCAUCCUCUGUCCCCAGCAGCGCUCUGGUGGGAGAGCUAAAUAGCCUCCCUGGAAGGCGGCGCUGCAGCCAGGCCCACUCCCUCAACAGUCUUUAUCCCUCAAGGGCGGCAUCAGGCGCCAGGUCAAAGGAUGGCAAAGCAGCGAGGCCACCAAGUUACCCCUUAAACAGUGCCAACGUCAGCUGACAUCCCCAGCUGAUGGGACUAUUUUGAAAAUGUCAAUCUGAUACUGUUUUCAGUAAGUAAACCCUGCUUCUUUGGGUCAGCUGUUCAGUUCUGAAACUUCUCUCCCUCACACUGCAGAGCAGCUUCUCAGCCUUUGCGAGAUUUUGGGAAAUGCUGUGGAGCCAGUACGCGGUGAGAUGCUGCUUAAGAAGCCUUUUGCUUCUGAAACUUCCAUUGUUAACACUUUCAUAUUUAAUGUGUUUUUAUUGUCACAUAGUCUACUGUUCAGCACACGGUCCUACCUCCAUCCUUCCGGGACGGUUCCCACGCUAUUGCUGCUGCUGUUUGGGGGAACAGAAAUUGAAGUUGGGAAGCUGCUUUUUAAAGUUUUUUUUUUAGAUUGUUCAAUUCAGCCUGAGCUCUGCUUGAGUCCAGUUUUAUUAGGUAAACACUGAAGUCGGUGGUUUCGUUCCUAGCAGGGAACAGUGUAUAAGGAAGGAAGCACACUACAGAAUGAGCUCCCUUUUCUCAACCAGUACUUUGAUAUCAUCCUUGGAAAUAACCCUCUGCUAAUGACAGAUGAUAGGGUUUUGUGCCAAGACGCUGUACACAACUGUUAGUUACAGCACAAAUAUCUUUUUGAACAGUUCUUUAUUACUUUGAAAAUAUGAUUGAAAUUGCUAUCAGUCAGAGCAUUGUGUCUAUUUUAAGUAGGUCUGAGGCUCAGGGAAGCAAUGUGUGCAAGAAUAGUUUUCACAAGUGGUUGCCAACAUUGUCAAAACUGCAUCUGUUAAAGCCACAGUGCCUACAUCUGUAAAAUCAGCUGGAGUGGAAAAUGUGACCCAACUAAUUCAGCUCAUUUGCUCCUGUCAGGCAAAAAGCGCUUUUCUUUAAACACAUCUACUUUGGAUGUAAACGCAUUUAAUAAAUUUCUAACAAAUAGCUUCAUACUAUGGCUGCUCAUUCCUUUGAUAUUAAUUUCUACAUUUAAAGGAGGAAAUGAAGGAAAAAAAGUGUUCUUAAUCAGAAACUGUGGUUGAAUCUUUGCAUGAUUUUAAAAAGUUACGUCUGCUUUCCUACUGUAUGCUUCAAAACCUUGUGCAUUUAAAUGCCAGCAGCCACACCAGAGACAUUGCGGACUCCAGCCUCUCCCCCCAAGAUGAACUAAUGCCAGGACAAUCUAAAUUCAUAAAACUGAAUUCUUGCCACAGCUUAUACAAAUUCAGCUUGGUGUGCAUUCGUUUUAUGAAAUGCCUAGCACAAAAAACUAUUCUUCCUCCUUGCAUCUUCAGGGAAGCAAUUUCAAAACAUUGUGUACACAUUAGACUUGGGAGACUAUUAUUUAAGCUAUGAUUUUUAAAAAUAGAUGGGUUAUUUACAUAUGUGAAGAAACAUAGACAUCUGAGUAACCAAACUAGCAUUUAAAUUGCUAGGUGUGUUAGAAGAAAUGUAAGAUAAAAAUAAUCCUUUCAGACCAAAUAAAUGUUUUUGCCUAUCAGA